Fomitopsis serialis is the source of this 1041-nucleotide messenger RNA. RefSeq lists its product as uncharacterized. The transcript has 8 exons. Gene Ontology annotation, molecular function: oxidoreductase activity, acting on the CH-OH group of donors, NAD or NADP as acceptor. NCBI's taxonomy places the organism in Eukaryota, Fungi, Basidiomycota, Agaricomycetes, Polyporales, Fomitopsidaceae. The record is from RefSeq and is a predicted model, not a curated record. The coding region runs from base 310 to 912 and encodes 200 amino acids.
CUUCCAGGGAACCUAUCGCACUUUGCUGGUCUGCUAAUUCCCCCUCAACGUGCAAGGUUUCGUAUGCUUCUGCCGACCGGAUGUUCAAGGCGGUAUCUGCCUGGGUGUGUAACUCUCUUCUAGGGCUCGCAGACUUAUGUAUCUGCGUCAGACGAGCACAUGUCUAUGCGCCCGAGACUUGCCCAGGCUCGUCGCUCUUGAGCGCCAGGUGGUCCGUAUAAUAGCCCUUGCAGUCAUCCUGGUCCUUUGCACCACGCCCAUACACCUUACCCACCAGCUCUGCGCAUUACAAGUCAUUAACGCGAGGCCAUGAACGGACACGCGUACCACACGGCACCCCGAGUCGCGAUUGUUACCGGUGCCUCGAAGGGCAUCGGGCAUGACAUCGCGCUGCGGCUCGCCGACGACGGUCUGGACGUCACGAUCAACUCGCGCAACGCCGCUGAGCUCGAGAUGGUUGCGAACGAGAUUCGGGCGAAAGGCCGCAAGGUUGUAGCAUUCGUGGGCGACGUCUCGGAUGAAGAAGUCGUCAAAGGUAUGGUCGACAAGACUGUGGAGGUCCUCGGGAGACUCGACGUCAUGGUCGCGAAUGCAGGCAUAUUUGUUUCGUCUCCGGUCAUCGACAUGGACAUCAAGGACUGGAACCGCUGCAUGAAUUGCAACCUAGCUAGCACGAUGCUCUGCUACAAGUAUGCUGCUCGUCAGAUGAUCGACCAAGGCGAAGGGGGGAGAAUCAUCGGGGCGUCAUCCAUUCUCGGGAAGAAAGGUGCCCCCGAUAGCUCCGCGUACGUUGCGACGAAGUUCGCGAUUCGAGGCCUUACGCAGUGCCUGGCCAUCGAGCUUGCUCCCCACAACAUCACGGUGAACACGUAUGCGCCCGGAGUCAUCUUGACGCCAAUGAGCUGCCAAUAGCUGACAUUGGUGCUCUUGAUCAGCGAUAUGGUGGAGGUCACGGAGCGUACAUCAAGCACAUUUGUGGCAUUGCUCCAGGUGGCCCUCACUCGUCGUCCGGUGAUACCGUCGCCAGUAUGGUGUCAUAUC